AUGAAGAUCCAUUCACUUUCCUUUCUUUCGCUUUGUAUAAGCUCUGCAGUUGCCCUUCGUGAUAACGCGAGCACUGGCCUUCUAUCCACGGGCGAUGUCUCCCUUGGUGACUGGCAACCGGCUUACAAAAAGGCUGUUGCAUUUGUGUCUAAGUUGAACACCACCGAGAAAAUCAAACUUAUCACCGGAAAUGAUGCCGAAGCCACGGAUGGCUCGCACUUCACUGCCCUCGAAUUCAUGGACGGAGAUAUGGGUCUGCAAGACUAUUUCUACGUCUCUGCCUUUAGCCUGGCGUCUGCAAUUAGUAUGACAUGGGAUAAAGAUGCCAUCUAUGAACAGGCUAAAGCUGUUGGGACUGAGUUCUACAACAAGGGUAUCCAAGUCAUCGACGGUCCAACAUCUCAGCCCUUGGGCCGCACCGUUUGGGGUGGGCGCUUGGUCGAGACUAUGGGGUCUGACCCGUACUUGAACGGUAUUGCAACAGGCCUGACUGCCAAAGGAUAUAAAGAUGUUGGAAUCAUUAGUGGUAUUAAGCAUUUCAUCUUGAACGAGCAAGAGACAAACCGUACCGCUUCAAUGGGCCAGAUGGGCCAAGGAAGCUCUGGGGCUCCUUAUUCGUCCAAUGUAGACUCCAAGACCUUCCAUGAGACAUACCUCUGGUCGUUCUACGACGGUGUUCACUCGGGCCUUGGUGGUGUCAUGUGCGCAAUGACCAAGGUCAACGGAACUCUGUCGUGCGAGUCCUCCUCGCUUCUUCUUGACACUCUCAAAACGGAGCUCGGUUUCCCAGGCCUUGUCUUUCCAGAUACCAAUGGCCAGGAGCAUGCUCUCGCUUCCGCAGUCAGUGGACUUGACUACAGUUCAUCUACAAUUUGGUCUAGCUCCAACAUCAACGGCUUCCUUGAGAACAACACGAUGUCUGAAGCUCGUCUGAACGACAUGGCAGUUCGCAACCUUAUGGGAUACUACCACGUUGGCCUCGACAACGGAAAACAGCGCUCCACUGCAGAUGAAGACGCCUACCUUGAUGUUCGUGCCAACCACUCUAAGCUCAUUCGCGCCCACGGCGCCAAGUCCAUGGUUCUCCUUAAGAACACAGACAACGCCUUACCGCUCAAGAAACCUCAUAAGAUGGCCAUCUUUGGAGCUCAUGCACGAGCCCCGAUUGCCGGUCCUAACAUGGCAUUCAGUGUUAUGGGAUCUGGGCCAACCUACGACGGACAUCUUGCAUCAGGCUCCGGAUCUGGCCAGGGAUCUUUGCCAUACUUGAUCACCCCUGAGGUUGCAUUGACACUCAAGGCUAGCCAGGACGGAACCAUGCUUCGCUGGGUUGCAAAUGACACAUAUUCUUCUUCGGGUGGUUCUACGCUGGUCAUGCAGGGAUCCGACAGUACUUCCGUCACCCCUUCGAUUAGCAACUACGCCGAGAACAUGGACGUCUGUCUCGUUUUCCUCAACGCACUGGCUGGUGAAGGUGCUGACCGCACUGAGCUUACCAACGCCGACCAAGACAGUCUUGUGAAGGAGGUCGCUGAGAACUGCGCGAACACUGUAGUCGUCAUCAACACCGUCGGAGCCCGCCUUGUUGAUGAGUGGAUCGAGAACGAAAACGUCACUGCAGUGCUGUACGGCAGCCUUCUUGGAGAAGAGUCCGGCUACUCGAUCGUUGAUGUUCUGUAUGGAGAUGUUAAUCCCAGCGGACGAUUGAUCUACACAAUCGCCAAGAACGCCUCGGACUACAACGUGGAUAUUUGCUACACCGCGAACUGCAACUUCACCGAAGGCAACUACAUCGACUACCGCUACUUCGAUGCCUACAAUGUGACACCCCGCUACGAGUUUGGCUACGGUCUCUCUUACACCAACUUCACCUACUCAUCUCUGAACAUUGACUCACCGUCAUCGCUCUCGCGCUAUCCCACCGGCAAGCUUGCCGUCGGUGGCUACGAGGAUCUCUGGGACAAUGUCGCAAACGUGAGUGCUGUGAUUACGAACUCUGGUACUAUUCGCGGUGCAGAUGUGCCUCAACUGUAUAUCAAGUACCCCGCAUCCGCAAAGCAGCCUCUUCGCCAGCUCCGUGGGUUCGAGAAUGUGAACAUUGCUGCAGGCAAACAGACGCAGGUAGAAUUCGGCUUGCGCCGCCGCGAUAUCUCUCACUGGGAUGUGGCGGCUCAGAAAUGGGCUGUUGCCCCUGGCACAUACACGGUGUAUGUCGGAGCCAGCUCGCGGGAUCUGCGAUUGCAUGGAAGCUUCCGCGUUGAGACAAAAGCUUGA
This is a messenger RNA of Penicillium longicatenatum, 2274 nucleotides long. Its product is annotated as glycoside hydrolase family 3 protein. Gene Ontology annotation, biological process: glucan catabolic process. The coding region runs from base 1 to 2274 and encodes 757 amino acids. The transcript is spliced from 3 exons. The record is from RefSeq and is a predicted model, not a curated record. NCBI's taxonomy places the organism in Eukaryota, Fungi, Ascomycota, Eurotiomycetes, Eurotiales, Aspergillaceae. Gene Ontology annotation, molecular function: beta-glucosidase activity.